AUGCUUGAGGCGGGAUGUGCCAUCACCUCUCCCAACACUGGAAAGACAUAUCGUUUAAUUGAAGACAUUGGGUCGGGGACAUACGCUCGGUGCUGGAGCGCAAAUCUAGAAGGAAGCACUGAAAAGGUUUGUAUAAAGGAAAUCUUCUAUGAGCAAUACACAGCUAAAGAGAAGAAGCACGCGGCCAAAGAGGUGGAGCUACAUUCUACUUUCAAGAACAAUUAUAUCAUCAAGUUCAGAGAGUCCUUUAUGCAUGCCCCUAACGAUAUGGGUCUCGGCAAUGGGUCGGAUACCAUGAUCAUAGUGAUGGAUCUUGCUGAUAGUUCAUUAGAUCAAAUUAUAAUGCACCGUAAAGAAAAGGGAGCAUAUUUUCGCAUAGAGGAGGCCUUUAGUUUAUUUGUACAAAUAGUCUCAGGGGUUGCAUAUCUCCAUGCGUUCAACCUCAUCCAUAGGGAUAUCUCCGCAAAGAAUAUUCUAGUGAUGCUGAAGUCUCCCAGGGACCCCUUGAGCCAAAUUAUGAUGGUCAAACUAGCGGAUUUUGGCACAUGCAAGCACAUCGAUCCCAAACUCGUCAACAUGGAUCAUACAGCAAUUGGCACCAUUCAGACCAUGGCGCCAGAGGUUUUCAAUGAGGAGGGAUAUGACAACAAGAUAGACAUCUGGUCGUUAGGGUGUGUUCUUUACGAAAUAUUAACUUUCAAUCCGCUUUUUUCUGGUGGCAACUUUUUCGCUAUAAUGAAUAAGAUUCAGAAAUACGAGUCUUUUACCGAUAGUCGUAACAUAAUUAAACAAUACCAUGAGCACGAGCACUCUGUUGUGUUGACAGCGAUUUUAGAACGAACCUUAUCAAAGCUUCCCAAUAAGCGUCCUAGCUGUGAUGACAUCCUUAAGGGGUUAUUGAAUGUAGCUAGCUUUGUGCGCUCACCGCCACAUAUGUUUGCUGGCGCUACUGGUGGCAACACUAUUAGGUGGGGAGACGCUGAAAAGCAGCGUAGUGGUGCAUCCAGAGAUCGCAUUACCAUCAAUGAGAAAGGCAGCAGGGAUCGUGAAUCUGUUCUCACUUUAGCUAUGAACAAUGUCGGCACACCGACACGAAGUGUCUCUGAGCCGCGGCUUCCGACCAAGUCUCUUCGUCGCUCUGACAGCACAAAGUCGUCUCUAGCAUCCAUUACAGCCAUGUCUGAGUUGGAGCGGGAGAGGGGGAGGAGUGCACCGCGACCAGCCUCAUCACUGGCAGAGGUAGGAUUGAUUGGAGCUGGCGUCGGCAUGAGACUUCAGAAGGAAUUUGAAGAGCGGAAGGGGUUGCGACGGCCUCGUUCUCCCAGUGAGUUAUUUAGUAAUCCUGAGAGUAGGAGCGUAAGCACCAAUGCAAGAGAAGAUAAGAGGGACCCUAACGUUCGUGUUAUGCGAAAGAUAUCACGCUCAUUACUUACUCAGUUUGUGUUCAUUGACUUCCACGACGGGGUUUACAAGAUAGGUCUAGAUAGUCUUUCUCGCCACUCCUCUCGAGGCCAUUCACGCAUAGAGUCUCGCUCUUCUGAGCCUGGCCAGGACCACGAAUACGAUACAACUGACGGGGCAAAGCAAAUCCUUCAGCCGCCUUUAACUGAUGUUUUAAACAGUGGUAUACCUGCUCCAGCUCCAUCAGUUAAUCAACGGUCGCACGUAAGUCGCGGUCGCGAAUAUAAGGAACAAUAUGCGACUUCCAGCAACAACCACCGUGAUAGACAAGAAGAUACCCGCCAGAAGCGGAAGACUAAUCCCUCUCUCAAGAAAGUAGAAUCAAACUCAGCUGCCGCUAAGGUGGCUGCUAUCUUAAGCGAGCAGAGACCAACGGCCGCCAGCUCUGGGAGUCAAUCAAAGCCUGCAGCUAUCGGCAGCAGUGGCAACAGUAACAAUGGUCAGGCCCUGGGCUUAGCGGCUGGGGCAGGAAAAUGUGGAGAUGCUCUUCAUGGAGGUCUGAAUGCAGAGGCAAUUGCCAGGGAAAAGGCGGCACAUGAUGCACGAAUAAGGGUGGCACGAAACACUGGUUCUGAUGUCUCCCAAUAUCAGCGGGACGCACGGCGAGCAGCAAAACUAGAUGGAAAGUCUUCCCUAGAGGCAGAUGCUACGCAUGAGCAAAGGAAGGUUACCCCUGUUGCUCACUCACACGCUUCGAGCGCAUCCUCCUUCAAAAACGUACCAGGACACGCUGAAGAAAUAGGGAAGUUUAAAAAGACCAUGCUUCAUCAGAAAAGUCUCAAGAAUAUCAAGGAACCCGAAGUUCAGAUAUUCACCGGUCUUCCAGAUGAGACGCUUAAGGCAAUGGAAGCAAACUAG
Molecule: messenger RNA, 2319 nt
Organism: Giardia duodenalis
Lineage: Eukaryota; Fornicata; Diplomonadida; Hexamitidae
Product: Kinase, NEK
Exons: 1
Coding region: 1-2319 (772 amino acids)
Biological process (GO): protein phosphorylation
Molecular function (GO): protein kinase activity; ATP binding
Source: RefSeq, a predicted model, not a curated record